AUGGACCAAAACGCAGGCACUGGCAGGGAGGCCGAGCACGGCUAUUCGGAGAAGGCGAAGGCCCGAAAGAGCGGGCCCAGCCUGCUGAGAAAGAGCGAAGAAUUGGCGGACAAGGCAAAUGUGUUUGCCGCCGCGAUCUACUGGGAACCAACACACAAAUGCCACCGUAUCGCGGCGCGGUUGCCCGAAGGGGAAACCCUGCCAGACCUGAAUAAACUUGUCGCCGAUGCGUUGGCCGGGCGUCUACCAGAGCCCCUUGCGCAGCCUAAGAAAAAGAAAGUACCUUCCGGGCCACGUGCGCAUGCGGCCGGAGCAAGUCGGCGGACUGCCAAGACACAACAAGUACAGCAACCACUACGACGUAGCGCCAGAAUGCACCAAACAAGGGGUCCAGACGCGAUCGGCGACGAUGUGUACACGUUCAGAGGAGACAGUGAAGGCGCGCGGGAAGCAGAGACUACCAAUGGCGGCAGCAGCGGCAGCGGCAGCGGCAGCAGGUGCCCCGGCAGUGACUUCGGCAGCCACCGUGGCUUCGACUCCGUCCUCGAGUGGGCUCCUGUUGGCUCAGACCAUGAAGGUUCCGUUCAUCGCCAAUCCGACCUGGGUUGUGCUGCUAAGCCAGGUGGAGGCGCUGGAGGCGCUGCCCAUUGUUCCCCUCCAGGCUCAAUGGAGACUUCGGCAAUGGAGGGCGCCACGCAAGUAUUCGAACAGUCUGCUGAGGCAAUGGAUCUCCUCGAUGAGUCAUGUUACAAUGACCUUGGUGUGGACAUGACCGUCACCGAAGUAGCAGCAGCACAUUCACCAGUGGCCAUUGCUCGGCGAGAUGAUGCCAGCGCAGCCGCGCUGCCACAGCCAGAACAUCAGCCCGUUUCCACGCAUGCAUCACUGCCGAGAACGGGGAUGGCCGCGACUGACGCGUGGCGUAGGAUGGCACAGGAUGCCUUGGGAACAGUGAACCUCUUGCUGGCGUCGGAUCCCAGAAGCAUGCAGGCCGGAUUGGGCAUGCUACCGUUGCAGCAAGGGCGGGUGCUGCAAGGCCAGCUUGCGAUUCAUUAG
Molecule: messenger RNA, 1056 nt
Organism: Cordyceps fumosorosea ARSEF 2679
Lineage: Eukaryota; Fungi; Ascomycota; Sordariomycetes; Hypocreales; Cordycipitaceae
Exons: 2
Coding region: 1-1056 (351 amino acids)
Source: RefSeq, a predicted model, not a curated record